Messenger RNA from Mucor mucedo, 1403 nucleotides. RefSeq names its product 3-oxo-5-alpha-steroid 4-dehydrogenase-domain-containing protein. NCBI's taxonomy places the organism in Eukaryota, Fungi, Mucoromycota, Mucoromycetes, Mucorales, Mucoraceae. Gene Ontology annotation, biological process: polyprenol catabolic process; dolichol-linked oligosaccharide biosynthetic process. Gene Ontology annotation, cellular component: endoplasmic reticulum. The record is from RefSeq and is a predicted model, not a curated record. Gene Ontology annotation, molecular function: 3-oxo-5-alpha-steroid 4-dehydrogenase activity. The transcript is spliced from 2 exons. Bases 372 to 1268 code for a protein of 298 amino acids.
CAGGUUUUACAGAGGAAGAUAUCCGGAAUAUCAGAACUCAAUUUCACCGACUACAUGGCACACCAUUUGAUGAAGGACCAACAGAAGAGGCACGGAAUUUGGAGGAACAGUGGAUGGAUAACACAGGAGAGACAUUACCAGACGGAACCAUUCAAGGAACCUAUAAGGAGAUGAUGUGGGGUCUUAUGCUCGGUUUCUUUUUAGGGAUAAUUUGUCUAUUUUGGUUUCGAGAAUCUGUUUUUUCAAGAAGACACCAAAUGGGUAUCAUUGCUGGUAUUUUAAUCAAUAUUUCAUUUGGCGUUUUACGUGUUUACUAUUAAAAACGUUGUCCCACCCUGACUUAUUAUUCGCUUUUUAAUCUUUUACACACAAUGUAUCUUAUUACCUUCAUAUCUUCUUGCUUGCUGAUACUCAGUUUUCUAAGCAUAUGUGUCAAAGUAUUACCAGAAUUACAUGCUUCUGUUCUAUCCUACGGAAAGCUGAAUUUACACAAUGACAAAAAACCAACAACAAUGUGGGCAACUCAAUUAUCAAAGCUAAUCGUACCAAAGCAUUACUUUAGCCAUUUUUAUGUCAUCGGCCUUGCAUUCGCUUUGCUCUCAGCUAUUGAAUUAACCUACUUACAAUUAUGUCACCAGCCCUUAAUGUUGAUAAGGGUUUUAAAAUAUGAUAAUAUGGAAGGAACACAACGUCUAGAUAAACAUGCCUGUAUUGUGGGUUUCAUCAUGAUGACUUUACAUUUAACAAGACGUGUAUAUGAAUCGUUCUGGAUUGAAAAGCCUAGUAAAACGGCAACUAUGCAUUUCUCCCAUUAUUUAAUAGGCCUUGGUUUUUAUGGUGCCAUGGUAUUUGGUACUUGGCUCGAGGGACUUUCCUCAUUAGGUAAACCUCAAGUAGAAACACACUUAUUUUCUACAAUGGUGGCCAUUAUUCUGUUUGUAUAUGCUUCUAUUCAUCAACACAAAUGCCAUGUCAUUUUGGCAUCCCUGCGAAAAGAUACUGACAGCGGAUAUACAAUCCCCAGAGGCGACUGGUUUGAAUGGCUCGUUACACCCCAUUAUUUCGCCGACAUACUAGUUUAUCUGUCACUCUGCAUACUUUAUCGUUUCCAAGGUCAUAUUCUAUUCUGUGGUUUGGUAUGGACUAUCACCAAUCUUUCAGUUGUAGCUAGCGAAACGAAAUUAUGGUACCAGGUCCACUUUCCAACCGAAAAAUACAAUUUAGCCUUCCCUAACGGUCGUUGGAACAUCAUACCAGGAUGUUAUUAAAUAAACGUUUACAUGUACUUUUAAUUGUUUUUUUAUUGUACAAAAAGGGGUGUAUGUGGGUUGUGUGGUCGAUGCUUCUAUUUGGCCUUGGUAAAACGGUAAGUGAAACGCUUUCUGGUGAAGGCAAAUUCUCCC